Messenger RNA from Aethalodelphis obliquidens (Pacific white-sided dolphin), 4073 nucleotides. Its product is annotated as zinc finger protein 211-like. Lineage: Eukaryota; Metazoa; Chordata; Mammalia; Artiodactyla; Delphinidae. The transcript has a single exon. The record is from RefSeq and is a predicted model, not a curated record. Bases 1954 to 3423 code for a protein of 489 amino acids.
GAAAGCAUAUAGUUGGAUUAUGUUCUUUUAUCCAUUCUGCCAGUUUCUCUUUUGCUUAGAAAUUUUAUUCCAUUGACAUUUAGAAUAAUUACUAAUGAGGGGGGAAUUACUUCUGUCAUUUUGCUAUUUGUUUUCUACAUGUCUUUUGGUCUCUUUUGUCCCUUGUUUCCUCAUUACUGUUUUUUGUGUUCCACUUGUGUUUUGGUAGUAAAAUGUUUACAUUUUUUGUCGUUUCCUUUGUGUACUUUCUAUAGCUAUUUUUUUCUUUGUAGUUACCAUGGAAAUUACAUUUACCAUGCUAAAAUUAUAACACAUUAUUUGAAUUUAUACCCUUUUAGCUUCAACGAUAUUUUAACAAGGGUGAAAGGGGGUGGAGGGAUAAACUGUUGGUUUGUAUGUCCCAUGAUUUUUUUUUGUUGUUGAAAAAUGGGUGUUUGUGUCUUACAUUGUGGUAACUUGAGAUUCAGUUCUCCCUCUUCCUAGGGUUUGCUGGGAUCUGUUUGUUUGUCUUUCUGUUUGUUUGUUUAAUGGCUAUAGGUUGUCUCCAACCUGGAGAUCAGUCUGAGGUAUAAAGUUAAGGUCUACUCAGAUUUUUUUCUUACCCAGAUAUGCAUGGUGACUUUGUAAAUUCCCCUGCAUAUAUGAUUGAUUUUGAGUGCCUUAGUCCUUGAAUUUCUGCCUAUCAAAAUGGGACUAAGAGAAAAAUGAUGUGAGGGGGGUGGACAGAAUAGACGCCUGCCCUUUAAAUCCCCUGUGAAAUUGCUUCAGCUAGUGAGGGGAGGGCCUUUGCAACAUUGGUAGUGUGGUUUCCAACAAUGGCUGCCCAACUCUGUAGCACUACCAUCAUUAGAAGCAGCAAAAAGAGCACAGAUUUCUGAUAUUUGGAGGACAGAUGCCUUAUUGCCCAACCUGGCUCCUAGAAGCUUCUCCAGGAACACGUACAUGGUGCCUGCCCCAGGGCUCAGAGUUAGGGGAGUUGGAGAAUGAAAACCAUUACCAUGCUAAGAGCUGAAAGUGAUCAAAAUUAAAGCAGUUUAGCAUUGCAGAGGGGUUACAUCAGAUUGAUUCUACCAGUAUAGUUGUCCAGAAGGGAAGACACAUUGCUGGUUCUUACUUUUCUGCUCUCUUACCUCUGUCUGUCCUUAGGAACUUUUUUGUAGUAUUUAAAUAGCUUUCUGGUGGUCUAUUGUGUGCUGAGUUGUCUGGGACAGUAUUGGCUACUGACUUGUCCUGUCAUUCCCUUAGGAAUUGGGUACUCUUGGUCUCAUGCAGAUCCUCAGAUGAGGCUACAGAAAAUGUCCUCUGCUUCACAGGAUGGACAUGACUCCAUUCUCAACAAGAUGGGCUCAGAGCAGGCCUGACACAGAUGAAUGGCAUUUGAGAGAGGACAUCACUUCAGGGCUUUGUCAAAAUCAUACAAAGAACCUGUCCUGUUUAAUUGUGUUUUGGUGCCAUUGCUAGUGGCCACACCUCACUUCUACUUUCCCUUCUCCAUUCUUAACACUUUGCUGACUUGUCAUUUCUACUAGUCAUUUUUAUUCUGACUCCAGCUGAGAGCUACUCCCCACCUCUCUGGACUGCUUACCUCACUUAUUCCUCACACUGUUCCCUCCUUAGUGCAUUCCCACUUUGUAGUGUCCUAAAGUGUGCAAGUGUCUAAUUAUGCUUAAACAUUUUUUACCUUUGUUCCAGUCAGAUUUUUCUGGGACUGGACUGGACUUCUGCACAGCAUCCCAUGUUGUCAGCAGAUAUAAUCCUGCUAAAAGCCAUUAGCAGAAGAAUGAGCUGUAGGACAUGCCUUUCUCCCUGGGCCACACCCUUUACUCAUGUCCUGUGCCUGGGGAGGCCCACACAAUCCUGUGAACUUAGGGAACCAGUGGGGCACAGCAGCUGCUUCCUCAAGCUGACCCCAACUUUCUUUUCCUGAAAACAGUUUCAUGGACUGAUUCUUUGAUGCAUCAAUUUACAUUUGUGAUUGUUUUGCCCCCUCUCAAUAUGGUUAACGUGUACUUCACCAUCACUUUUUCAGGCUGUUGGCAUGAAGUGGAAGAUAAGGAAACAUCUCCUGAACAGAGCAUUUCUGUAGAAGGAGUGUCACAGAUCAGGACUCUUAAAGCAAUUUCAUCUCCCCAGAAGGCCCAGCCCUUUGAGAUGUGGGGCCCAAUCUUGAGAGAUAUUUUGCACUUGCCUGAGCACCAGGGAAUGCAUCUUGGGCAGAAACCAUACACGUAUGGGAAACAAUUUUAUUUCACUGCCAACCUUCAGCAGUACCAGGGGCAGCACAUUGGAAAGAUACCCAUCAGAAGUUCUGCAGACCAAGACUUGUAUGUAAAGAGUUGCACAACCCACUUGUCAGGGAAAUCCAUUAUCUGUAUGGAGAUUGCGAAGGACUUCUUAGCCAGCAUGGGAUUUUUCCAUCAACAGGUCAUUCACACUGAGGAGAAGCCAAACAACAGUAAUGAGUGUGAGGCUGUCUUUCACAGUGGAAAAAAGCAUCAGAACUGGGGAGAAGGCAAAAAAGCCCUCAACUGCACAGACACACUUGUUGAGGACCAAGGAGUCCUCACUAGAGAAGGGCUUUACGAGUGCAGCAAAUGUGGAAAAGCCUGUACCCGAAGAUGUAACCUCAUUCAGCACCAGAAAGUCCACACUGGAGAAAGGCCUUACGAAUGCCAUGAAUGUGGAAAAUUCUUUACCUACCUUUCCAGCUUCAUUAUACAUCAGAGAGUUCACACUGGAGAAAGGCCUUAUGAGUGCAGUGAAUGUGGGAAAUCCUUUAGCCAGAGCUAUAGCCUCAAUAGCCAUAGGAAAGUUCACACAGGAGAAAAACCUUAUGAGUGCAGGGAAUGUGGGAAGUCUUUUAGUCAAAGAUCUAACCUCAUUCAACAUCAGAGAGUUCACACUGGAGAAAGGCCUUAUGAGUGCAGUGAAUGUGGGAAAUCCUUUAGCCAAAACUUUAGCCUCAUUUACCACCGGAGAGUUCACACUGGAGAACGGCCUCAUCAGUGCGGUGAAUGUGGGAAAUCCUUUAGCCGAAGCUCCAGCCUCAUUCACCACAGGAGACUUCAUACUGGAGAAAGGCCUUAUGAGUGCAGUAAAUGUGGGAAAUCCUUUAAGCAAAGCUCCAGCUUUAGUUCACAUCGGAAAGUCCACACAGGAGAAAGGCCCUAUGAGUGUGGGGACUGUGGAAAAUCAUUUAGCCAUAGUUCCAACCUCAAGAACCACUGGAGAGUUCACACUGGAGAAAGGCCUAUUGAGUGCAAUGAAUGUGGGAAAUCGUUUAGCUGCAAAUCUAACCUCGUUAAACACCUGAGAGUCCACACAGGAGAAAGGCCGUAUGAGUGUGGGGACUGUGGAAAAUCCUUUAGCCAAAGUUCCAGCCUCAUCCAGCAUCAGAGAGUUCACACUGGAAAAAGGUCCUGAGUGCAGUGAAUGUUGGAAAAAAUUUUCAGCUGCAAAUAUAACCUCAUUCAACACGAGAGACUUCACACUAGUGAAGGGCCAUAGAUAGCUGGGAUGUGCAGUUUCCUUCUAGUGUAAUUACAGUGGAGGAGAUAAGUUUUGAGGGAGCCAUUUACCUGAAUUAAAGCCCAUACAUCCACAAAUCUGCAGUGGGGAGUGUUAUGUAGGAAUCCUUAAGGAGCUGUGUUAUACUUUAUUUCCUGCCAGGCUCUUUCUAGCUUUAUGUCACUGCCAGUAUGACAGAAUUCAUUUCACCUGUGUUAUCCAGCAGGUUCACACAAUGUGCAAAAUUAUCUCCCAACAUGUUCAGGGAAGUUGACUUCUGUCCCAUUCCUGUUUGCGGGGUAAGUAAUGAGUAGUCUUAGCUCUUGUGGGAUCCUCAUUCCCUUCCCAUUUCCAAAGUAGGGCCUGGACCCGAUCCAGUUUGGGCCCAGUGGACCCAGUCUGAGUUCUAUUUGUGACUUGCCAGGAAGGACUGCAUUUUCAGGGACAUGUUUAUUUAUGGUGACAUUUCUUUUGGAUUUUCCCAGCCUCUGAGUCACAAAGCUGGGAAUUGCAAGCCUCCUAUUGCUCUGCAUUUUGCAAUAAUAAAGGCAUUAAUGUUUAAGCCA